GGAAAUUGCGGAGAAUAAAUUAUUCUUUCAGAAAUUUGAGACUAGAACUUUGAAUCUUCGGUUUUUCCGGCCUAAAGGUCAUUUCCGGUGGUACCUCCCCACCACCACACAACUGUUUACGUUCAACGACGAAAACAGGUGAACACGUGGUUGAACAUAACCUACAAAUUUGUGAUUGAACAAUUCAACUGUGAACUUACCCCCCGUAAUUAAAUACGUGGUUAUAAUAAUCAACUCUUCUACGUUUUAUCAAGUAAAUUAUCGACGUUCUCCUUAAGAUCUCUAUUGAGUCAAAUGACUUCCAGCUAUUGACACUUUCAAGAAGAAAAUAUCUCAAUAAAAUCAGUUUUCUAUCAGUGAAAUGCAAAGUUGAUCAGUUGAUGGCAGAACCAAUGGAGAAACAUCUCGAAGACAAUGAAACCUGUGAUGCCAAUGGGUCCAGCAAAGGAUCCCCAGCACAAACUGCAUGUCAGAAAGCUGGGGAUAGACAGUCCUUGGGACUGAUAGCUGCAGCUUACUGCUAUUCAGAUUCAGAAGAUGAGGCAGAGACACUCAUCGACGAGCCUCAAUCAGUGGAAAAUACCUUGACAACAGCCAAUGGAACAAUUGGUCCGUAUCGUGAUAAGGAUUCCAGUGACGAGGUGGACAGUUCCGAGGAUUCCAGUAGCAGUAGCUCCUGUAGUAGCUCCAGCAGUAGCUCCAGCAGUUCCAGUAGCUCAUCAGAGACGUCAGACAGUGAAGACGAGCAAAAUGUCAAGAGCAGGAACAACAAACAGACAAAGAAUAGGAAAAUGGAGAAGGACAGGGAACGGGGAGAAUAUGAUGAUCUGCCUCCAAUUGAAGAUUUACAGAUUUCAAUGCCUGAGGUGUUGUGCGAGCCACUUGGCGUUGUGGGGUGGAUGGUAGAUCAACUAGUUGUUGUCACUCCAAAGCGCGGCAAGCCGACCCUAAACAUUGACACAGUCCUGUUCAUCGAUAAAGGUCAGCGUGUACUUGGUCAUAUUUUCGAUGUAUUCGGUCAAGUAUCUGAGCCACAUUAUUGCGUGAGGUUCAACGAUGCCGAACACAUCAAGAUGAAGGACAUUCAAGUUGGCAUGACAGUGUAUUUCUGUCCGAAUACUGAGUACACAUCGCUGGUCUUCAUGUCUGAGCUUCUCAGAAUGAAGGCGACUGAUGACGUAGGUGAUGACGAGCACCCCGAGUUCUCAGAUGACGAGCAGGAGAGAGCAUACUAUGCAGCGCUGAAGAACAAAAAAAAUUCAUCGAACGGAGUCAACGCGAGCAAGCAAAACUCAGAAAUUCCACAUAAACGUCUCCGAACAGCCCCAAAAACCGGCUGGAGAUCGCAGCAUCCCUGGAACACCACUCGAAAGAAUCAUCACCAGAAUUAUUCGAGACCAACGAUACCAAAUGACAACUUUCAGCAUCAGCAAUAUCCAUGGAAUCCUCCAGCAAACUGUCCCCAAUCAAAUUGGCCACCACAAUCUUCCUACCAAACCUGGUCCAGACCAUUUAAUCCACAGUCACGACCAUCAUUCCCUUCUCCGAACUUCCCGAGUUCCUCAAUCCCUCAUCAACAGCCCAUAAUGCCUGCUCCUUGGCAACAAACACAGCACGUUAACUUGUGGAAUAUUCCACCACCUCCACCCCCACCUCCUCCACCAGGUGUUUAAUGAUAUGUUUUUAAUAUCAAGGGACUAGAACUGCCUUAAACAUAAUUUAUUUUCCUGUACCUUCCAUCAUUAUCUUAAUUCAUAAAUUUUCUUCAACACAAUUAUACAGUUUCACAUGGCACUUGUCCAAGGCGACGAGUUUCUCCCAAAUACUCCGUUCCUUCAUCAUAAUAUAAAUCACGUUUUUUCGCAAUUGAAAAAUUGAUGUGUUUUGUACUCCGUCAUCUUGGGCUCAUCAAGAUGUUCAUCCGCAUAGAGGAUAUCAUUUUUUAUUUCGGCAAUGAGUGCGUCUGGAAAAUGAAGGCAUCAAUGAACGUUCAGUCAUUGCUUAAGAAUUAUGAAAGAUUUUGUCUAAUUUUAAUGUCAAUAGAACGCACCGACUGAUGGAAAGUCCCUCUCUGGUCUGAUGAAACCAGUGACAAUAACUUUCAGCUCUUUUCCAUGAAGAUCUUCAUUGAAAUCAUGGAGCAUGUGGACUUCCUGUUGAAAUUUAAAUUGAAUGUUAAAAAACCUCAUCAUGAUAAUCAUGUGAUGUUGAACGAAUCGGAAUUUCUUAUCCACUAAAAUGUUGAUUUUGGAAAUUUCUAUUUGUCCAUCACUUCAUAUAAUUUGUCUACGUUUUAUGACAAAAACGGAUAAUAUAAUAAUUCUGUUCUUCUCUGAUACUUUAGAAAAGUAAUAAAUAUAAUUUUUCUGUGAUAUUUGUAUUCUACAACAACAUUUACUUGCUGCGGUAAAAAAUUGCUUAACCCACACGACGAAGACUCCCUCACACGGUUAAUUUAUUCACUGAUUAGAAAUAUGCAUUACCAUGGAUUUUUUUUCAUUUUUGUAGAAUGGAUUCCAUCCAACACACAUAACCAUUUUAUAGACGUCACCGUCGAGUUGAGCCCAUCCGUAAUAAAUUCCAUUGUCAAACUCCUUUGGCAGCUUCUCGAUGACUGUGUCUGGGUAAUUAGCUGUUGAACAAAACGAAAACGUUGACAAUAUACAUGAAAUUCAACUCCAUUUGUCGUGUCAGUUCAUCUUAAACAAUUAUCCGAACUCACUAAAUGAUUCGUCAAGGUCGUCACCACUGAUUAUUGCAUGUUCAGAAGAAUUAAUUUAAGUAAAAAAAAUAUAAUCGUCACCUGUGGGUAUUCCUAGAGCUUUUGAACCUCGACCAAAACCCUUGACGAUGACUCCCGAUGCAAAAUACGGUAAUAAUCUGUUCAUGGCCAACGCUUGUGAGGAACGAAAGUGGCAGUGACUGGAAUUCUAAUCUAACACAAGUAGAAAAAGAAUUAUUAGUGCGUUUGUCAUCCACUGUCUGCGUUUAUCUAAUAUUUAUCUAACAGUGCAGCUAGAGGAAGGACAAGACAAAUGUGGUUUAGGUCUAGUCAAUGGUAGAAUAUUUUUUAAAACUAUAUUUUUGGCUGUUUUUACUCUUCAUUAUUCGAAAAUAAAUAUUUCCCUUUCGUUGUCAAUUUCUUUGUUCAUUCUAACAACGUUCGGAUGGAAUGUGCAUAAAUUUUGAACGUUUCGCAGUCAUUGAUUAACAAAAAAAUAAAAUAU
Messenger RNA from Diachasmimorpha longicaudata, 3227 nucleotides. Its product is annotated as H/ACA ribonucleoprotein complex non-core subunit NAF1. Lineage: Eukaryota; Metazoa; Arthropoda; Insecta; Hymenoptera; Braconidae. Bases 381 to 1673 code for a protein of 430 amino acids. Gene Ontology annotation, cellular component: sno(s)RNA-containing ribonucleoprotein complex. The transcript has 5 exons. Gene Ontology annotation, molecular function: RNA binding. The record is from RefSeq and is a predicted model, not a curated record. Gene Ontology annotation, biological process: ribosome biogenesis; pseudouridine synthesis; box H/ACA snoRNP assembly.